This is a messenger RNA of Naegleria gruberi, 1362 nucleotides long. RefSeq lists its product as uncharacterized. Bases 1 to 1362 code for a protein of 453 amino acids. The record is from RefSeq and is a predicted model, not a curated record. Lineage: Eukaryota; Heterolobosea; Eutetramitea; Acrasida; Naegleriidae. The transcript has a single exon.
AUGGGUCAAAGUUCAUCUAGUAUUAUUAGAUCCAAUCCUUCGGAGCAGCAUUUUCAUUACGAGAGAUUUCCCAAUAAUUUACUAGUGAUGGGUUCAUAUUUCGGUUAUUUUGCAACGAGUCACUUUAAGGAUUGGCACCGAAUAGAUUUACAUACAAAAAGCAGUCAACGUGAUAUGUAUGAUGAUCACGAUGAUGCAAAUACAUUGAAGUUGUUUGGAACGUUGAUGAAGCAGAUAGUGGGUGGAUCAUUGGAAAAGAAUUCAAUUGAUGAGAAUAAUAAUGAUAAUAAUAAUUUAAUGAGAGAGGAUUAUGUUCCGAAUGUUUCAUAUCUGAGUGAAUUUGCUGAAUUGUCGAGUCCUAUUGUGCAAGUUGUUAGUUCGGGAAAUUGUCAAUUAUUUAUUGAUUUGGAGAAGAAUGUAAAGAUGUAUAGGACUUCAAAGUUUGAAACACAUGAUUUUACAAUGAAAAAUUUCAGAGUUUUGGAGAGAAAUGGAUUCGAAAAGAGAAAUUUGAUAAUGAUUGGAUCAAAUCAAACGUAUUUUUAUUUCAUUUUCAAGGAUAUGACUAUUGUAGUGUAUAAUCAUGAGAGAAAUCUUGUGCAAGUAAUUGAUUUUUGUAAGGAAAGUGAGAAGGAAAUUAUUGACAUAUCUCGAGGUUGUACUGGAGAUUGUGCCUAUAUUCUCACUAGGAAGCAAGAUGAGUAUGAACUAUUGGUGGAGAAGGAUGGUUGUAUUGGUAAAGCAGAGAUCGGCGAUUUGGUAGGUCAACUGAAUAAUGUGAGAUUUCUAUCAAAAUAUGCUGUAGUCACAAAUGAUAAUAAGAUUUACAUUUUGGCCAUGAUUAUUUCUCACAACCAAGGAUUUAAAUAUAGGGAAACAACCUUUGAAAACAAAUCACAAAUCAUACAAUUGGAAAGCGGAUUUGAUCACUGUGUCGUUCUCACACAAGAUGGAAAAGUUUAUGCAAUGGGAAUCAAUCAAUAUUCUCAAUGUGGAAUGCUUCCAGAUCAAUCGAAUAUUGUUAGACAAUUUGUUGAAAUUAUUCCACCAACAAUGUAUCAUUCAAGAGUGUUGCGGAUUGGAUGUGGAUCUACUUAUACUGCUCUUCUUACAGAAAGUCAUAUUCUUAUAGUUGGUAGAUUUACUGGAAGUACAGGAACUGUGUGUAAGAAUAGAAUAGUCCAUGCAGGUAAUGGAACGCCAUGGCUUGUUUCUAAAAACUUAUUUGGAAUUAAUGAUAUUUAUUGUGCUGGAUGGCAUUUAUGUGCUAUUCAAACAACAGAAAUCAAUAAGGAAAGACUUUUUGCAAGAUUGUUAAAUAAUUCUCAAUGGUUUUCAGAUGUAGAAAUUUUACUAACUUGA